GCCGCUGCCACUGCCGCGCCGCUGCCACCGCCGCUGCUGCCGCCUGCCGCGACCGCGCCGCUGCCGCCGCUGCCGCCUGCCGCUGCCGCUGCCGCUGCCGCUGCCACUUUCCGCCGCCGCCGCCUCUGCUGCCGAUCUGCCGCUGCUGCUGCCGCUGCCGCCGCCGCGCCGCCUGCCACUGCCACCACGCCGCCUGCUGCCUGCCGCCACCACCUGCCACUGCCCUGCCACCUGCCUGCCACCGCCUGCCUGCCGCCUGCCGCCGCCACUGCCGCUGCCACCUGCCUGCCACAUGCUGCCUGCAUGCCGCCGCCACUGCCUGCCUGCCUGCCUGCCGCCGCCGCCACUGCUGCCACCGCCGCUGCCCCGCCACUGCCGGUUGCCACUGCCGCCGCCGCCGCCGCCGCCGCUGCCACCGAAUGCCCGCUCGCUGCCGCCGCCGUGGCCGAUUUUGCCGGCACUGCCGCCGCCUCCGCCGCCGCCGUCCGCCGCCACUGCCGUCCGCCGCCGCCGCUCACUGCCGCCGCCGUCGCCACCACUGCCGUCGCCACUGCCGCCGCUGCCAGUGCUGCCCACUGCCUGCCGCCGCCGUGUUAUGCCGUCGCACUGCCGCCGCCGCUGCCGCCGCCGCUGCCCGCUGCCGCCGCCGCUGCCGCCCGCCACCCGCCGCCACCUGCCACCGCCGCCGCCGCCGCUGCCGCCGCCGCCGCCGCUGCCGCCGCCGCUGCCGCCGCCGCCGCCGCUGCCGCCGCCACUGCCGCCGCCGCCGCCGCCACGUGCCGCCACCGCCGCCGCCGCCGCCUG
Molecule: messenger RNA, 804 nt
Organism: Oncorhynchus tshawytscha (Chinook salmon)
Lineage: Eukaryota; Metazoa; Chordata; Actinopteri; Salmoniformes; Salmonidae
Product: antifreeze protein Maxi-like
Exons: 3
Biological process (GO): translation
Cellular component (GO): ribosome
Molecular function (GO): structural constituent of ribosome
Source: RefSeq, a predicted model, not a curated record